This is a messenger RNA of Thermothielavioides terrestris NRRL 8126, 1863 nucleotides long. RefSeq lists its product as uncharacterized. Bases 176 to 1804 code for a protein of 542 amino acids. The transcript has 6 exons. The record is from RefSeq and is a predicted model, not a curated record. Gene Ontology annotation, cellular component: peroxisomal matrix; cytoplasm. Gene Ontology annotation, molecular function: malate synthase activity. Lineage: Eukaryota; Fungi; Ascomycota; Sordariomycetes; Sordariales; Chaetomiaceae. Gene Ontology annotation, biological process: glyoxylate cycle.
CAGGCCCGGUCCCCCAGACAGAAAGAUAAGGUACUAUGUUAGGUUGGUCGAGGUACCUGCUCCGUGACGACAAGGGCGUCGCCAACCACAUGUGAGGGAUGGCAAGGUAUGCGCCUUGGAUAUUCCGUAUACAAGCCGCGGACGAGCGCCGGUUGCCGAACAUAUCCAGAACACCAUGGCCAGCUACGAGGCGGUCCUGCAGGGCGUCAACGUCCUCGGCCCCGUCCAGGAGUCCCAGCGCAAGAUCCUGACGCCCCAGGCGCUUGCCUUCCUUGCGCUGCUGCAGCGCACCUUCAACCCGACCCGCAAGGCCCUCCUUGAGCGCCGCAAGCUCCGCCAGGCCGAGCUCGACAAGGGCGCCCUCCCCGAUUUCCUGCCCGAGACAAAGCACAUCCGCGAGGACCCGACAUGGAAGGGCGCGCCGCCCGCUCCGGGGCUGGUCGACCGCCGUGUCGAGAUCACGGGUCCCACGGACCGCAAGAUGGUGGUGAAUGCGCUGAAUGCGGAUGUCUGGACUUACAUGGCUGAUUUCGAGGACUCGAGCGCGCCAACGUGGGAUAACAUGGUCAACGGCCAGGUGAACCUCUACGACGCCGUGCGGCGCCAGAUCGAUUUCAAGCAAGGGGGGAAGGAGUACAAGCUGCGGACAGACAGGAAGCUGCCGACGCUCAUCGUGCGGCCGCGUGGCUGGCACCUGGAGGAGAAGCACGUCACCGUCGACGGUGAGCCCAUGAGCGGAUCCCUCUUCGACUUUGGCCUGUACUUCUUCCACAACGCCUUCGAGACGGUCAAGCGCGGCUUCGGCCCCUACUUCUACCUGCCCAAGAUGGAGUCGCACCUCGAGGCGCGCCUCUGGAACGACGUGUUCAACCUGGCCCAGGACUACAUCGGCAUGCCGCGCGGGACGAUCCGCGGCACCGUGCUGAUCGAGACCAUCCUGGCCGCCUUCGAGAUGGAGGAGAUCAUCUACGAGCUGCGGGACCACAGCUCUGGCCUCAACUGCGGCCGCUGGGACUACAUCUUCAGCGUCAUCAAGAAGUUCCGCCAGAACUCCAAUUUCGUGCUUCCUGACCGAAGCUGUGUUACGAUGACGGUGCCCUUCAUGGAUGCAUAUGUCAAGCUGCUCAUCCAGACCUGCCACAAGCGCGGGGUCCAUGCCAUGGGCGGCAUGGCGGCGCAGAUCCCCAUCAAGGACGACCCGGCCGCCAACGAGAAGGCGAUGGAGGGCGUCCGGGCGGACAAGCUGCGCGAGGUGCGCGCCGGGCACGACGGCACCUGGGUCGCCCAUCCCGCGCUGGCGUCCAUCGCGUCUGACAUCUUCAAUAAGCACAUGCCCACGCCGAACCAGCUGUUUGUGCGCCGCGAGGACGUCUCCAUCGGCGCGAACGACCUCCUCAACAUGAACGUCCCCGGCCAGAUCACCGAGCAGGGCAUCCGCAAGAACCUGAACAUCGGCCUCGGGUACAUGGAGGCCUGGCUGCGGGGCGUUGGCUGCGUGCCGAUCAACCACCUGAUGGAGGACGCGGCCACGGCCGAGGUGUCGCGCAGCCAGCUCUGGCAGUGGGUGCGCCAUGGGGUCACCACGGCCGAGGGCAAGCGCGUCGACAAGGGCUACGCGCUCAAGCUGCUCAAGGAGCAGGCGCAGGAGCUGUCGGCCAAGGCGCCCAAGGGCAACAAGUACCAGCUGGCGGCGCAAUACUUCUCGGGCCAGGUCACGGGCGAGGGCUAUGCUGAUUUCUUGACUUCGUUGCUUUACAACGAGAUCACGUCGGCAGGGAGCCCCAAGCCGGCCUCCAAGUUGUAAGUUCUGUGUUGCCGAGGAUGUUGAGACGAGGAACGUCCUGGCGGACGGGAAAGAUGAGC